UUCCUCCGCUUGUCGUGAAACCCUCGGCGCCCCGGCGCGCUGAUUAGACCUGAUUAAGACCACCUGUCGGAGUCACGUCAGCGGCACGUGGUGUCGGUCGAGCGGGAUCGUGUUAGCAGAGUACACCGAGAGACUUGCCGUUAGUUUACCGGCGGAGGGAUGCAGAAAGGCCUGAAGAAGUACUUCGUCAACAUGGACGAGUACCUGAGCAGUCUGGGUCUGUACAGGAAGAUGGUGGCCCGGGACGCGUCUAGCCUGUUCCGAGCCGUGUCAGAACAGUUGUAUUAUUCUCAGAACCACCACCUGAAGAUCCGUCAGGACUGCGCCAACUUCAUGAGAGCCAACAGGUGCAACUUUGAGCCGUUUGUCGAAGGUUCGUUUGAGAAAUAUCUGGAGCGUCUGGAGGACCCUAAGGAGACGGUGGGUCAGGUGGAGAUCAAGGCUCUGUCUCAGCUCUACAGGCGUUGUUUCCUGAUCUACCGUUACCCGGGGAAACCAGCCACGGUGAUCUCGGAGGACGAUUUCGUUGACAAGGUUACGCUGUGUUGCUCCAUCAACGGCCACUAUGACAUCGUUUACCCAAAGAGUUAUCCCGCCUCCGCAGCCGUCUGUCAGUCUAUCCUGUACGAGCUGCUCUACGCUCAGGUGUUUGGUGUGGAGGAGGCGGAGCUCUCUCAGGCCACGGAGGCCUUCAAGGCCGGAGGUCGUCGCUAUAGAAACAGCCUGUCGAUGUGCAGUGACAUCGACAUCGGCUGCGACACACCUGAGGACCGCAGCCACAGGGAAGAGUUGGAGUCGGGUGGAGCUGCUGAGGAGAAACCCCGUGCUGCAGCAGACGACUCAAAGCCUCCUGCAGAAGCCCCAACCCCGUCCAGACUGUCUCUUCCUUAUAAAGUAUUGAAGUCUCUGGACACAGAAGUUUAUAGAAACCUGGAGUUUGAUGUGUGGCAGGACACCUGCAAAGAGAUGCAGAAGACGGAGUACAUGGUGUUCGCAGGGCGACAGUACUUCCUGGGAGACAAGUGUCAGGUGCGUCUGGAGCCCAAAGGAAAGUACUACAACGCCUUCAUCCAGGAAGUUGGAACGCACCCCUCAGCCGUCACCGUCUUCAUCGAGGAGCUGGGAGAGAAACACCUGGUCCCUCUGACUGAUCUCAAACCGGUGAAUCCAGUUCCUGCCUGGAACGUGGCUGUCCCAGCUAGAAAAGGAGACCUUGACUUGGACUCGCGUGGUCAGCGUCAUCACCGCCAUCGUUACUUCAGGAAGUCUCGGGGCAGCAGUGGAGUGAAGGGUGCUGAGCUGCUCAUUACACCACCCUCCUCCUACGGGGGCCCCGCCACCUCCGGCCUGCCCCCGCGCUUCCAACCAGCAGGUCACCCACGCCCGCCCCCUCCCCUGUCACCUGGAGCCAUAACCUACGACCCCUACGCCCCCCCACACCACCACCCCACAGCCAGACCUCCUCGCUAUGGGGCAUCCAGAAGCUCCACCCGUUUCCUGAACCGUCACCUGAUUGGUCCACAGUUGACCUGUUACCACCCUGGCAGACGAUACUGUCACGACUACGAGAACUACGCCUUCAGGUCCCGUCGGAGUCGGCGUCAGCUGGCAGCUCUGAAUAAAGAGUGUCAGUUUGGUUUCUCUGCGGAGGUGGUGGAGGAGCCCACUGAUCUGGAGCCAGCCAUCGCCUACUAUCAGCUGGACGACGGCACCGACACCAUCUUCCCCCCACUGCUGGAUCAAGCUGUGCCACCACCUUCCACUGUGGGGGCUCCACCCCCUUCCUCCUCUGGCUCCUCCUCCAGGGUUCAGAGAGGCUCAGGGCCCCUGCCACCUGCACCUCCUCCUGGAAACACACCUGUUUGUUCAUCAGAGGAGGACCAGGAGGACACGAGCACCGUGGAGGACCAGGCUGAGUACACAGAGGAGUACCUGUACAUGGCUCCAGAUCAGGCCUACCCGACCUCAGGUGUUUACACCGCUGCUGAGCCCCCCACCAACCAGGACGAGCAGGAAGGAGGAACUGCUGACUCUCCCCCAAGACCGGAGAUGAACUACAGCUACACGCAGCAGGUGGUGAAGCCAAUAGCAGUCAUCUGCUCUUCACCCUCCUCUUCCUCCUCCACUCCCUCUUCACCAUCAUCACGUGUACCUGCAGCUGCUCACCUGCCGCCAGCCACACACACACAGACACGCUCAGUUGCCAUGGCGAUCCCGGCUCCUUCUUCCUGGUUGGUUAAUGACUUGGGUGAGGCGCUCUGCACAGUGGUAGCUCCUCCCCCUUACUCCUAUGACCCAAACGGCAGUGACUUACCCCGAGACUGCAGAGUCCUCCAGUAUUAUUUCAACUUAGGAGUCCAGUGGUACCAUCAGACCUGUUGGCAGCAGCAGCAGGCGUACCCCGCCACCUUACCAGAGGCCCCCUAUGCCUACCAGCACUUCACCCCCUACCUGAGCCAGGAACCCCCUCUGCACGCUGCGCCACCAACAUAUCCUGAGACAGCUCGAGGCCCCCAUCAGUCCCCCUCGUCCUACCCAGAGUCCAGCAGGGCAGGAGACGGACAGACAAACGGACACAGUAGCGGCCCCGCCAUGGAAGGCUCAUCCUCCAUCAGCCCCACCCCCACAGGCUCCACCUCUGCAUCUGUUCUCCUGUAUCAGGAUCAGACAGCCCCUCCCUCACUCCUGCACCUGCAAUAUGAAGCUCCACCCCCAGCCGCCUACCUGCCCUCCGCCCCUCCACCUCCUCUUCCUCACCCUGCUCAUCCUCACCCCACCCACCUCCCACAUCACUCCUCCUACCAUCCCUGCCUCCCCCCCUCAACCCACUGGGGGGCACUGCCAGGCGGAGGCCACACCCCCCGAGUCUACUGCCCCGCCCCCAAUCCUGGUCAUGUGAUCAGUUACAUCACCGCCCCGCCCCCCCACCACACAGCCACACACUACAUCCCCCCAACCAUCUAACACACACAGACUUCUUCCUGCUCAAAUAUAAAACAACUGCUUCAAAAUAAAAUACAAAAAAGGCUGAAAUGUGAGUGAAGUACCUCAAAGGAAUAACUUAUUGUUUGAAAUGUUUGUUAGCUGUUAAUUGUUUGACCUGCCUGCUGUUACCAUGGCAACGCAGGUGACAAUGUCCUCAUUUGCCACAAUGACCAGGCAUUUGACUAAUGUUGUCAGAUUUCUGUUUAAGUUUAUCUUCAGUUUAUCUUUCAGAGAUAAGCCAGCCAAUCAGAAAGAGGGGGCGUGGCCAGUCCCUGUUUAGAAGGGAUGUAUUUGUGUUUAACUAGUGGUCAGUUUUUUGUUACUGGGUGAAUAAAGUUUGUUGUACCAGCA
Messenger RNA from Scatophagus argus, 3336 nucleotides. RefSeq names its product ALG13 UDP-N-acetylglucosaminyltransferase subunit (gene alg13). Bases 160 to 2964 code for a protein of 934 amino acids. The record is from RefSeq and is a predicted model, not a curated record. The transcript has 25 exons. NCBI's taxonomy places the organism in Eukaryota, Metazoa, Chordata, Actinopteri, Scatophagidae. Gene Ontology annotation, molecular function: cysteine-type deubiquitinase activity. Gene Ontology annotation, biological process: protein deubiquitination.